AUGGCCACUGGCAGUGCACAGGAGGGUUGUUCCCACCAGUCUCUAGAAUCGGCAGUGCUGCCCGGGGCACCCUGUCUUGCGGGCCCCUGGCUUAGCCUUAGCCUUAGCCUUAGCCUGAGCCUCAACUUCAUUCUGUGUCUGCCGCCCUCUCCUCCCAGCCAUCCCGCCCAUCUCGCAUCGGCCUCUGUCGUGAGAUUCAAAAUGGCUAGUACAUUCCAGGAGACAUCUACACUUGAAGCUACUUAUUCAGAAAAUGUUGAUGCUAAGCUGUCUUUUCUACCUGAAAGACUGAGAAAUAAACUGCUUCCCUUUCAGGAGAAAGGCAUCAUAUUUGCACUUCAGAGAAAUGGCAGGUGUAUGAUUGCUGAUGAGAUGGGACUAGGUAAAACCAUUCAAGCAAUUGCCAUUUCCUAUUACUAUAAAAAUGAAUGGCCUCUCUUAGUUGUAGUGCCUUCAUCUCUGAGAUACCCUUGGGCUGAUGAGAUGGAGAAGUGGAUUCCAGAACUCUCUCCAGGUGAUAUUAGCAUCAUUCAGAACAAAACUGAUACUGGGGGAAUAUCAACCAGCAAAGUAACGAUUCUGGGGUAUGGCCUCUUAACUUCUGAUGCACAGACUUUAGUAGACACUUUGUACAGGCAGAACUUUAAGGUGGUGGUGGUUGAUGAAUCACACUACAUGAAAUCCAGAAAUGCCAAGCGCAGCAAGAUUUUGUUACCAAUCGUGCAGAAAGCUCUUAGAGCUAUUCUUCUUACUGGAACUCCUGCUCUAGGAAGACCUGAAGAGCUUUUCAUGCAGAUUGAGGCACUCUUUCCAAGAAGAUUUGGAACCUGGAGUGAAUAUGCCAAAAAAUACUGCAAUGCUCAUGUCAGGUUUUUUGGUAAAAAAACUCAAUGGGACUGUAGAGGAGCUUCAAAUUUAGAAGAACUACACCAACUUUUAAGUGAAAUAAUGAUCAGAAGACUGAAGAAGGAUGUUCUAACUCAGUUGCCUCCCAAAAUCAGGCAGCGUAUUCCAUUUGACCUCCCACAAGCCACAGCUAAGAAAUUGAAUACCACUUUUGCAGAGUGGGAGAAAUUAAUGAGAAAUCUAAAUUCAGACGCUACUGAAAGCCACUUUUCUCAAGUCAUGAAUCUAAUCACAUGCAUGUAUAAAGAAACAGCCAUUGCCAAGGCAGGAGCAGUAAAGGACUAUAUCAAAAUGAUGCUUGAAAAUGACAAACUGAAGUUUCUAGUGUUCGCUCAUCACUUAAGCAUGCUUCAAGCCUGUACACAGGCUGUUAUAGAAAGUAAGGUUCGCUACAUACGAAUAGAUGGAAGUGUUCCCUCAGCAGAAAGAAUACAUCUUGCUAAUCAGUUCCAGAAGGAUCCUGAUACCAGGGUUGCUAUUCUGAGUAUUCAGGCAGCUGGUCAGGGUUUAACUUUCACUGCUGCUACUCAUGUUGUGUUUGCUGAGUUAUACUGGGAUCCAGGCCAUAUUAAGCAAGCAGAAGACAGAGCACACCGAAUUGGGCAGUGCAGUUCCGUGAAUAUUCACUUCCUUAUUGCAAAAGGAACAAUGGAUACUCUCAUGUGGGCAAUGCUGAAUCGCAAGGCCAAAGUUACAGGCAGCACCUUGAAUGGCAAGAAAGAGAAAAUGCAGGCUGAAGAAGGCGAUAAGGAGAAAUGGGAUUUUUUGAGUUUUGCUGAGACCUGGACCCCAAAUGAAAGUCUAGAAGAGCCCAAAAAUGAACUUUUAUUUACGCAUUUUGAAAAGGAAAGGCAGCACGACAUACGUUCUUUCUUUUCCCCAAAAUCCUCCACUGAGAAAAAACGCAAAAUACUUUCUGAUAAUGAGAAGUUCCAUAAUGAUUCAAAGUCUUCUGAAGUCACAAAAGAAGAGGAUGCAGAGAAGAGCAAUGAAAACCUGGAUUCCACCAGAAUAAGUGAUGUGGAUACAAUUUGUGAUGAAAGUACCUGUGAACGUGAAGCCAAAAGAGCAAGAUUAAGUGGAUCUACUCCUGUCAACUCUAGUAAGAAAAAGACAAAAUCUUUGAUGGGACAGAAGCUGUCUUCACUGUCAGGAAAAAACAGUCAAGUCUUUCCUUCAGGCUUAAAUACUUCAAGCAAAAGUACAGCUUCAAAUAAAGUCUGGCACUGUAGUGUUUGCACUUACAGUAACAACAAGUUGCUCCCUUACUGUGAAAUGUGCAAUUGCCCUCAAAGCAGUAGCGUUAAGAGAAAUUGUGAUGCUCCCGCUAGCCAGAGUGACGAUGACAUGUCGGAGAACUCCAGAAGAAAUGAAGAGAGCACAGUGUGCAGUGCUGAAGAUGGAAGAGAUGUGGGGGAAAUAGUGACCCAGCAAUUUGUUGAUAUCAACAAACAAGAAACUGUUGAAAUUGAAAAUGAAGAAAGUGAAAAAAAGUGUGAAGGACUUGUAGAUAAAUCAGACACAUUUGAAAUAUAUGAUGGGCUUAUGUUUUGUGCAAGCAGAAAUACUGAUAGAAUUCACCUCUACACCAAGGAUGGCGAACCACUGAACUGUAAUUUCAUUCCAUUGGACAUACAGCUGGAUAACUGGGAGGAUUUACCAGAGACCUUCCAGCAUAAACGAAAUCGUUCACUGAUACUGAGGUUUGUGAAAGAAUGGAGUCACCUAACAGCAAUGAAGCAGAGGAUUGUCAGAAAAAGUGGUCAGAUUUUUUGUAGUCCUAUUCAUGCUGCGGAGGAGCUGUCUAAAAAGCAGUCAGUGGCCAGCAGCACAAAAAGGUACCUGACCAAGGACGAUGUAGCAGCAGCCUCGCUUAGCAAAGCCAGCAGCAGCGGGGGCAGCGUGCGCCUCAUUUCCAAAGCAGAAAAUGCUUCUGCUGAACAAUCAGGUCCUUCCACAAAGAGGCUUUCAGACAACAGAAAAGGCCCCUCAGCCCUGCAUUCAGAGCAAACUAAAGCUGAAGGCUCCUCCCCACCCAAAGGCUAUCUGCAAGCCCUGGACAGCCAGGAGAACCCCCUCUGUCUUAGCUGUCAGCAGCCCACAGCACAGCCAGAGCCAGGCUGCCAGGCCUAUGCCUGGGACACACGUUUCUGCUCUCAAGCCUGCCAGGAAGACUUCUCGAUUCGCUCCAGUCAGAGCUACCUUAGGACUAAAGUGUUUGAAACUGAACAUGGAGUUUGCCAGUUUUGUAAUCAAAAUGCCCAGGAGCUCUAUCUCAGUGUCAGAGAUGCUCCCAAGAAUCAGCGAAAGAAACUUCUGGAGAGUUCUUGGAUGUCUCAGCUUCCGCUUGGGCAGCUGAAUGAAAUAAUAACAAACCCAACAGAAGGACAGUUCUGGCAGGUAGACCACAUCAAGCCUGUUUAUAGCGGAGGAGGACAGUGCUCACUGGUGAACCUUCAGACUCUGUGUACAGUCUGCCACAGAGAGAGAACGGCAAAGCAGGCCAAGGAAAGAAGCCAGCUGAAGAGACGUUCUUUAGCCACAAAGCACAGCUGUGAUAUCACCAAGUUCUUUGUGAAAAUGUGA
This is a messenger RNA of Indicator indicator, 3492 nucleotides long. RefSeq names its product zinc finger RANBP2-type containing 3 (gene ZRANB3). The transcript has 21 exons. Lineage: Eukaryota; Metazoa; Chordata; Aves; Piciformes; Indicatoridae. Gene Ontology annotation, biological process: replication fork processing; DNA repair. The record is from RefSeq and is a predicted model, not a curated record. Gene Ontology annotation, molecular function: ATP binding; endonuclease activity; nucleic acid binding. The coding region runs from base 1 to 3492 and encodes 1163 amino acids. Gene Ontology annotation, cellular component: nuclear replication fork.